AUGGAAAACGAUACUUCCACGAACCCUGCUGGCGUUACACCACCUCGGCUGUACGGCAUUGUUGGUGCUUAUAUACAGAAGCAGUUGCCUCGAGAUAUCCACCCUGCUUAUAAAGCACUGAGAGAUCAUGGUGAAGUAGUUACUAUAUCCCCACAGCUACGUUCAACCGAAGAGACGACGUUGCCUUCGCUGGCCGAGCAGGAUCAGGGAAUCAGAAUCGACCAAGUCAGUGGAAACAAGGACGACGUCAAUGAUGAAGAUGGUCUUCCACUCGAAGAAUUGUACAAAGACGCUGCGAGUGAAAAACGACUCUUCAAAGCGGCCAUUGAAGCGUACGAGAAAACAACCAAGGACUCAAAGUACAUGACGAACAUCAUAAGCGAUGCGACGCAUACAUGGGAGGAUGUCCUUGCGGAAGUAAACGCUGCAUCCGAGCGCUACAACGAUGUCUCUGGCUUUUGGGGAAAGAUUCGCAAAGGCCUUCGUAGCUUUGGCGCCAACAAUCAAGUGUUUGACGCAUGGACAGGCCUCCUACCAACUCAAUCACAGUACCUUUCUAUACUAUGUGGGGGUCUAAAGCUUAUAUUCAGUGCUGCGGCGCGCUUGCAGGACCUUCGUAACGGUAUCUGCGAAGCCUUAGCGGAGAUUCCAAUCUUACUCGCGAGCACACAUAGAGCACUGGGCGUCUUCAAAAAGUCCAAAAAACUUCAUCAAUGCAGCGCCGCUCUCUAUUCCGCCACGAUAAGUGCGCUACGCCACAUUGUUGACUGGUACAAGGAGAAAGCUAUAAAGAAGUUCUCCAAAAGCAUUCUCAAGCAGAGCUCCUACGAACAGCAAUCGAACGAUUUGAUUAAAGCCAUCAGAAUCCACGCUCAGAAUUUCGAUGAUUGUGCGAGACUUUGCGCAUACGAGACCAUAGUACACACGAAUCAGACAGUCGGGUCUCAUUACAAAGAUUCGCGGAAAAAUUACCUGGACAUUGCGGGACAAUUGGAUCGUUUCAAGAUUGACUCAUCUCGGCAGAAUAAUCUGCUGGGCAAUAUUGUCGUGACCGAAGCUGGGAAUACGCAGCAAAUGAUGGGAGUGAUGGCGAGCAGGUUCAACGAGGUGUCAGCAACUAUGAUGAAGGAGAUGAAAGAGACUAUUAUGAAAGAGACGCUCGUGAACUUUCUUUCCAGCAGCAAUAUGAUGGACUCCAGGACACAAGACGAGCGUCGACGUUUUCGGCAGCAGCUCCUGACUGGGCUCGAAUACGAAGAUUCCGUGCUUGAACAGGAUGUACAGGGCAAACUUCAAACUAUCUGGACAGCAUCGAGGCAAGAACAGGACCGCGUGGUGGCAAUCAUGCGCUCCCAUAAGCUACACAAGUGGAUCACAAGCACUGAUUCUUCAAUUUUGCUCAUCAACGCCAACCACAAAGGGUCAGCAAGGCAGGAAUCCACGUCCUUCAUCUGCGCAAAGCUCGUCGAUUCCAUCACGCCUUCUCCCACCAACGCGCAGCCAGAAUCUCGGAUGACCCUCCCCCUUGCCUUCUUCUGCGGCGAACACCUACGGAAAGACGACCCAAACUCUGGGCCAGACGGCAUGAUGAGGAGUCUGCUCGCACAACUCCUCCUCGCUUAUCGCGACUUUGAUCUCCGCACUGUUCAACGAAUGCAAAAUUUGAACUACGACGACGUGAACGAGCUAUGCGAUGUCUUUGACCUGCUCAUCGCGCAACUCCCGCGGUAUGUCGUGGUCUUCUGCGUUGUCGACGCUAUCAGCUUCUACGAAGACAAUCCCACAGUGUGCGAAGAGGCUACGACAGUGGUACAAGCGCUGGUGGAUGUUGUGGAGCGAACAAAGGAAGACGGGUGUGCAUUCAAGCUGCUUCUGAUGAGUCCGUGGAACAGUCGCGUAUUUUAUAAGAAGAUGCUGGAUCAAGAGGGGGAUGUGGUUUGGAUGCCGGCCAAGGUGCCAGCGCAGGGUGGUUUUACCGCGAUGAAGUGGAGUGCUAGUGUCGAUACAAAUCUGGCAGCAACAGAUUCAAGACUAGAGAGUGAAUGA
Molecule: messenger RNA, 2046 nt
Organism: Letharia lupina
Lineage: Eukaryota; Fungi; Ascomycota; Lecanoromycetes; Lecanorales; Parmeliaceae
Exons: 5
Coding region: 1-2046 (681 amino acids)
Source: RefSeq, a predicted model, not a curated record